This is a messenger RNA of Trachemys scripta elegans, 1080 nucleotides long. RefSeq names its product trypsin-3-like. The transcript is spliced from 5 exons. NCBI's taxonomy places the organism in Eukaryota, Metazoa, Chordata, Testudines, Emydidae. Gene Ontology annotation, molecular function: serine-type endopeptidase activity. Gene Ontology annotation, biological process: proteolysis. Bases 1 to 1080 code for a protein of 359 amino acids. The record is from RefSeq and is a predicted model, not a curated record.
AUGCACCUUCCCCGUGAGGCAACCGUCCUCCUCAAGACGCCCGUGGCCAAUGAUUCCCUUUCGAUCUCUUUCCCUGCAGUAAAGCCAGUGACUCCACCAACCGUAUCCAUCACCACAACUGCCAUGGAGCUACUGAUCAUCGCGAUGCUGGUAGUCAGGGCAGCCGCAGGUAGGAAAAAGAGUGAAGAAAGAAGCCAAAGUUGGGUUGGCUUCUGCCUCUUCGGCUCGCGGCCCUACCAGGUGGCUCUCCUGAGGAACGGCCGCAUCUACUGUGGCGGGAGCUUGAUAGCCCCGAAGUGGGUGCUAACUGCUGCGCACUGCGGCAGACGGAUCAGACGGAUCAGCUCCCUGCGGGUGCAUCUGGGAGAUUAUAAUCUACGGGUGAAAGAACCCACAGAACAGAUACGAAGAAUCCACAACUUCUUCAUGCACCCUGGGUAUAACCUUCGUCCUCGUGACAACGACUUCAUGCUUCUGGAGUUGGAUGAGCCCGCUCAACUCAACAACUACGUGAACACAAUCAACGUGACGACCUGUUGUCCCUCUCCUGGAACACGAUGCAGUGUUUCGGGAUGGGGCACCAUCAAGUCCCCCAAAAGGCGGUUCCCAGCCAUCAUGCAGUGUGCAGAUGUCUAUAGCGUCAGCCAGGACAGGUGCCGGGACAUUUACCAGGGCAGGAUCACGGAGAACAUGUUCUGUGCUGGCGUGGAGCAGGGUGGCAUAAGCUCGUGCAAGGGGGAUUCAGGAGGCCCUCUGGUCUGCAACGGGCAGCUGCAGGGCGUGGUCUCCUGGGGGAAGUCUGUCUGUGCCCUGCCGGGACAACCCGGUGUCUAUGCCAAAGUCUGCAAAGCUGCCCAGUGGGUGAGGAGCACCAUAGGGAGGAAGUACCCAGAUCGGACUGAGAGCUCACAGCGUGUCACGCCUGCCACAAUAACCCACCAAUCACACGCCCCAGCCACGCCUCUCCUCAUCUCGCCGCGGUACCUGGGGGGUGCUGAAUGGGGUGGGGAGAGCUGGCCCAGGUGGAACGGGGAUGGGGGAGCUGCCGUGGGUCAGCCCAAAGCAGCCAACAGUUACUAG